AUGCGACCAGACGGUCCUCGCGAUCCCGUGGCCGGGCCGGACAGUGGCCCCGAGCCCCCCUUUCCCGUGCGCUUGUCCGGGCCCGUGAUCAAAGGCUUCGGACGAGGGAGUAAAGAGUUGGGCAUCCCCACGGCCAACAUUCCCGCCGACGGUCUAUCGGACUACCCGGAUCUUCAGGUUGGGGUGUACUAUGGCGUUGUCGCUUUGGACCCGUCCAAGUUCGCCUAUGCAGCCGAGCCCUCGACGUCGACGAAUAUUCUUCCUGCCGUGUUGAGCAUCGGAUAUAAUCCAUUCUACAAGAAUACCACGCGAUCGGUGGAAAUCCACAUCAUGCCACCACUCUCGUCGCCUUCACCCACAGCCACAGGGGAACCCGGCCAUGUGAGAUUCCACAAGCUACCGGACUUUUACGGCACCAACCUGAACCUGCUGAUCCUGGGGUACAUUCGGCCCGAGUACGACUAUGUGUCGCUGGAGGCCUUGGUGGAGGAUAUCCGACUGGACUGCGAGGUCGCACGGCAGAGUCUGCAGCGACCGACGUAUGCCUGCUACUUAACAGGAGAGGAGAGUGGAUCGGAGACCGUGACGGCCCAAUGUCGGUGGUUGACGGGGUUUUAA
Aspergillus steynii IBT 23096 is the source of this 618-nucleotide messenger RNA. It is a transcript of the gene fmn1, whose product is annotated as riboflavin kinase. The record is from RefSeq and is a predicted model, not a curated record. Gene Ontology annotation, molecular function: riboflavin kinase activity. The coding region runs from base 1 to 618 and encodes 205 amino acids. The transcript is spliced from 3 exons. Gene Ontology annotation, biological process: FMN biosynthetic process; riboflavin biosynthetic process. NCBI's taxonomy places the organism in Eukaryota, Fungi, Ascomycota, Eurotiomycetes, Eurotiales, Aspergillaceae. Gene Ontology annotation, cellular component: mitochondrion.